AUGCCACCAUCUCAGCGAUCCGCUACGACAACAACGGACGUCCAGCCAUUCUAUGGCUACGUAGAUACAACCGAGGAUUCCCUUCGACUCAUAGAGGCCGCUCGAAGGGGGAUUCUACCGCGAGUCACUCGUCGCCUCAAUGAACUCGAACGCCGAUCCAUGAUCAGAAGUGGAGCUGUCUUCGUGUUCAGCGUCGAAGAAAGCGGAAUCAAGCGUUGGACGGAGGGCCUAGCGUGGUCGCAAUCCCGUAUCUCUGGCAAUUUCUUGAUCUAUAGAGAAGUCACAGACAGAAGCAGCCUCCGUGCUUCCCAGCAGUCGUCCGAGACGUCUGACAUUACGCAAGGCGGACAUUCCGUGGACGGACAUGUGAUGUUGAAGCCUAACGGACUGAUCAAAAAGACAAUCACAGUCAAAAUCAACGGGUCGGACCAUCACCUCAUCUCGUACUUCACACAGGACGAUGUGCGCUCUGGGCGAUUGCACCGACCUACGAGUCGCCCUGACCUCAUGGCGCUCAAGAUACCGACGGAGCUUCUGCACUCCGCGAACUUCAGAUACCCGUUGAAGCUGGAGGCGCAAUACACUGCAGUGCCAACGCAUUACGAUGACAUGGAAGAGACUGUCCAUCAACGUAGAAGCGCAUUAGGCAUGGCUUCACUUCCGUCUAGGACACUUGCUCGGACACCACACAUAGGGGCUAGUCCCUCACCACUGGAAACCUCGACUUUCUCACGCUCACCAGCGAGCUCGCCUACAAGCCCGUAUGCAGCGCAUAGCAGAGCGCCGUACGAUCCAGUCUAUCCCCGGCUUCAAACUGACAUCGGCCAUCCCGUAUCCCCGUCGGAGUCUACGCAUACCGUCCAUUCGCCUUACAGCACUGUCGAAUCCCCCAUUAUGGACGACCUGACGUCUCAUUCCUGGUCCCCCUCCUAUUCUUGCGCCCCAGAAACGUACUCCAUGCCUGAUGGCGCACCUGCGGUGUACCAGGCACCGAUGCCGGUCGGUCACUUCAAUUCGGCACACCUGCCGAGGGACGAAACCUGGGCACAGCAAGCGUACAGCAGUAUGCGGAUGGGGCGCGGAUACGAGCACGACAUCCAUCGGCUCGACAUCGCGGGGCACCCGGAGUCGGGAGCCUGGCCUCCUGCUGCGGCCACGGUGGCAGGUUCUCCAUACGCAUCGGCACCGCCGACCAGCGUAUCGAUCAGUGCACACUUCCCGGCCGUACGUGGCCGCGAUCAUAUGCGGACCCGUUCCAGUCCUUCUAUGUGGUCAUGGGGGCAGGAGUCGGCUCAAUCGCUGUACCAUCUCCCUCCUGUCUCCCACCCCAUCUACGCUUCGCAUGACGCGCGUCACUCACCUAACUGA
Messenger RNA from Rhodofomes roseus, 1368 nucleotides. Its product is annotated as Gti1/Pac2 family-domain-containing protein. Gene Ontology annotation, molecular function: DNA binding. The record is from RefSeq and is a predicted model, not a curated record. The transcript is spliced from 5 exons. NCBI's taxonomy places the organism in Eukaryota, Fungi, Basidiomycota, Agaricomycetes, Polyporales, Fomitopsidaceae. The coding region runs from base 1 to 1368 and encodes 455 amino acids.